AUGGAGGAAAGAAUUCAAGUUACUCGCAUCAGGCAGAAGAUUGCCAAGGAGACGGAACCUUUCUAUGCUUCGCUUUUCACGGAGAAUCAUAAGUUUAGGCCUAGCUUUGAUAAUCUCAAUAUGCCUGUUUUAUCUGUUAUGGAUAGUAUUACUCUAGAAAAAGAGUUCACUGAAGUGGAAGUCAAGCAAGUGUUUGAUCAUUUUGGGGUGAAAAAGAGUCCGGGUCCAGACGGAUUUACAAUGGAAUUUUAUAAGCAGGCGUGGGAGAUACAUGAUGGAAUAUUAAUAGCAUCUGAACUUAUUAAUUCAAGAUUGAGAAGUCAAGAAACCGGUAUCAUAUGCAAAGUGGAUUUUGAAAAAGCGUUCGAUAACUUGAAUUGGGGUUGUGUGGAUACUAAGCUGGCAAGGUUUGGUUUUGGUUAUAAGUGGAGGAGCUGGAUUAAAUGGUGUAUUACUACACCAAGAUUUGUUGUUUUAAUCAAGGGUGAAGCAAAUAAAAUGUUUAGAAAUCAAAAGGGAAUCAAUCAAGGUGAUCCGAUUUUUGCGUUUUUGUUCAUUCUAGUUCCCGAGGUACUCUCACUGAUGUUUAAAUCAUCUGCCAAUCAAGGAUUAAUUUCGGGUUUCACAGCGGAGCAAGGUCCAGCGAUAACUCAACUUCAUUUUGCUGAUGACUUUAUAGUUUUUCUAUAUGAUAAUGAGACUCAGGUGCAAAACUUAAAGAACCUCCUUAUAGCUUUUGAAACAAUUUAUGGACUGAAAGUAAACUUCAAAAAAAGCACAAUUGUAGGGCUCGGGCAGUUUCAUAAUGGUGAUGCAUGUGCUGAAAUUUUUGGUUGUUCUUGUACUCAAUGA
Messenger RNA from Papaver somniferum (opium poppy), 852 nucleotides. RefSeq lists its product as uncharacterized. The record is from RefSeq and is a predicted model, not a curated record. The transcript is spliced from 3 exons. Bases 1 to 852 code for a protein of 283 amino acids. NCBI's taxonomy places the organism in Eukaryota, Viridiplantae, Streptophyta, Magnoliopsida, Ranunculales, Papaveraceae.